GAGGCGGCGAGGCACUUUACUGGGCUGCCCCCUGCAGCCCGACGGCAGGACGAGGCGCGUCCAGGCGGAGCUCGGGACUGCGGCCGUGGCACACCUGCCCCGCGGUCCGCACGGCCGAGGCCGCUGCGGGGUCCGCACCCUCUGCCCCGCGGAAUCGCGGGGCACCCAGCCAACCGCAGCUGUCCAUCUCCUCCCGAGCCAGCCAAUCGCCCGCGACUGCCCCGGCCGCACCUCCCGGAAUCUCUGACGGGCGUGCGGCUCAGCCUAUGAGAUGGGGGCCUCGGAGGCCUGGGCUGGGAGCGGGAGCCAAUGAGCAUCAUUUCAGAGGCAGUCGCUCUUGGAUCCCUUCUGUUCACAAUGGCACAGAGAACUGGACUUGAAGAUCCGGAGAGGUAUCUCUUUGUGGACAGGGCGGUCAUCUACAACCCUGCCACUCAGGCCGAUUGGACGGCUAAAAAGCUAGUGUGGAUUCCAUCAGAACGCCAUGGUUUCGAGGCAGCUAGUAUCAAAGAAGAGCGGGGAGAUGAAGUUAUGGUGGAGUUGGCGGAGAAUGGAAAGAAAGCAAUGGUCAACAAAGAUGAUAUUCAGAAGAUGAACCCACCUAAGUUUUCCAAGGUGGAGGAUAUGGCAGAAUUGACGUGCUUGAAUGAAGCUUCUGUUUUGCAUAAUCUGAAGGAUCGUUACUAUUCAGGACUUAUCUAUACAUAUUCUGGACUCUUCUGUGUAGUCAUAAAUCCUUACAAGAAUCUUCCCAUUUACUCUGAGAAUAUUAUUGAAAUGUACAGAGGGAAGAAACGUCACGAGAUGCCUCCACACAUCUAUGCCAUAUCUGAAUCUGCUUACAGAUGCAUGCUUCAAGAUCGUGAGGACCAGUCAAUUCUUUGCACGGGUGAAUCGGGUGCCGGGAAGACAGAAAAUACUAAGAAAGUCAUUCAGUACCUUGCUCAUGUCGCUUCCUCACACAAAGGACGAAAGGACCAUAAUAUUCCUCAGGAAUCACCUAAACCAGUGAAACACCAGGGGGAACUUGAACGGCAGCUUUUGCAAGCAAAUCCAAUCCUGGAAUCAUUUGGAAACGCAAAGACUGUGAAAAAUGAUAACUCAUCUCGUUUUGGCAAGUUUAUUCGGAUCAACUUUGACGUAACUGGCUAUAUCGUUGGGGCCAACAUUGAAACAUACCUUCUGGAAAAAUCUCGUGCUGUUCGUCAAGCAAAAGAUGAACGUACUUUUCAUAUCUUUUACCAAUUGUUAUCUGGAGCAGGAGAACAUCUGAAGUCUGAUUUGCUCCUUGAAGGAUUUAAUAACUACAGAUUUCUCUCCAAUGGCUAUAUUCCUAUUCCGGGACAGCAAGACAAAGAUAACUUUCAAGAGACGAUGGAAGCAAUGCAUAUAAUGGGCUUCUCCCACGAAGAGAUUCUGUCAAUGCUUAAGGUGGUAUCUUCAGUGCUACAGUUCGGAAAUAUUUCUUUCAAAAAGGAGCGAAACACUGAUCAAGCUUCCAUGCCGGAGAAUACAGUUGCCCAGAAACUCUGCCAUCUUCUGGGCAUGAAUGUGAUGGAGUUCACUCGGGCUAUUCUCACCCCCCGGAUCAAGGUCGGCCGAGACUACGUGCAGAAAGCACAGACCAAAGAACAAGCAGAUUUUGCAGUAGAAGCUUUGGCAAAAGCUACCUAUGAACGGCUCUUCCGCUGGCUCGUACACCGCAUCAAUAAAGCCCUGGAUAGGACCAAACGGCAAGGGGCGUCUUUCAUUGGAAUCCUGGAUAUCGCUGGAUUUGAGAUUUUUGAGCUGAACUCCUUCGAGCAGCUGUGCAUCAACUACACCAACGAGAAGCUGCAGCAGCUCUUCAACCACACCAUGUUCAUCCUGGAGCAGGAGGAGUACCAGCGCGAGGGCAUCGAGUGGAACUUCAUCGACUUCGGGCUGGACCUGCAGCCGUGCAUUGACCUCAUCGAGAGACCCGCUAACCCUCCUGGCGUGCUGGCCCUUUUGGAUGAAGAGUGCUGGUUCCCUAAAGCCACAGAUAAGACCUUUGUUGAAAAACUAGUUCAAGAGCAAGGGUCCCACUCCAAGUUUCAGAAACCUCGUCAACUGAAAGACAAAGCUGACUUUUGCAUUAUACAUUAUGCGGGGAAGGUGGACUAUAAGGCGGACGAGUGGCUGAUGAAGAAUAUGGACCCCCUGAAUGACAACGUGGCCACCCUCCUGCAUCAGUCCUCCGACAGAUUUGUGGCAGAGCUCUGGAAGGAUGAGAUUCAGAAUAUUCAGAGAGCUUCUUUCUAUGACAGUGUUUCUGGUCUUCAUGAGCCACCAGUGGACCGGAUCGUGGGUCUGGACCAAGUGACGGGGAUGACAGAGACAGCUUUUGGCUCUGCCUAUAAAACCAAGAAGGGCAUGUUCCGUACAGUCGGGCAGCUCUACAAAGAAUCUCUCACCAAGCUGAUGGCGACGCUCCGCAACACCAACCCUAACUUCGUGCGCUGCAUCAUUCCGAAUCACGAGAAGCGGGCUGGGAAACUGGACCCGCACCUAGUGCUGGAUCAGCUUCGCUGCAACGGUGUCCUGGAAGGGAUCCGAAUCUGUCGCCAGGGAUUCCCCAACCGGAUUGUUUUCCAGGAAUUCAGACAGAGAUACGAGAUCCUAACUCCAAAUGCUAUUCCUAAGGGCUUUAUGGAUGGCAAACAGGCUUGUGAGCGCAUGAUCCGGGCUUUAGAAUUGGACCCAAACUUGUACAGGAUUGGACAGAGCAAGAUAUUUUUCAGAGCUGGAGUUCUGGCACACUUAGAGGAAGAAAGAGAUUUAAAAAUUACCGAUAUCAUUAUCUUCUUUCAGGCUGUUUGCAGAGGUUACUUAGCCAGAAAGGCCUUCGCCAAGAAGCAGCAGCAGCUGAGCGCCCUGAAGGUGCUGCAGCGCAACUGCGCCGCGUACCUGAAGCUGCGGCACUGGCAGUGGUGGCGCGUCUUCACCAAGGUGAAGCCGCUCCUCCAAGUCACUCGCCAAGAGGAGGAACUCCAGGCCAAAGACGAAGAGCUGCUGAAGGUGAAAGAGAAGCAGACGAAGGUGGAAGGGGAGCUGGAGGAGAUGGAGAGGAAGCACCAACAGCUGCUAGAAGAGAAGAAUAUCCUGGCAGAGCAACUACAAGCAGAGACUGAGCUCUUUGCUGAAGCAGAAGAGAUGAGGGCAAGGCUUGCCGCUAAGAAGCAGGAAUUAGAAGAGAUUCUCCAUGACUUGGAGUCUAGGGUUGAAGAAGAAGAAGAAAGAAACCAAAUCCUCCAAAAUGAAAAGAAGAAAAUGCAAGCACACAUCCAGGACCUGGAGGAGCAGCUGGACGAGGAGGAGGGGGCUCGCCAGAAACUGCAGCUGGAGAAGGUGACGGCAGAGGCCAAGAUCAAGAAGAUGGAAGAGGAGAUUCUGCUUCUCGAGGACCAAAAUUCCAAAUUUAUCAAAGAAAAGAAACUCAUGGAAGAUCGCAUUGCUGAGUGUUCCUCUCAGCUGGCUGAAGAGGAAGAAAAGGCAAAAAACCUGGCCAAGAUCAGGAAUAAGCAAGAAGUGAUGAUCUCAGACUUAGAAGAGCGCUUAAAGAAGGAGGAGAAGACCCGCCAGGAACUGGAAAAGGCCAAAAGGAAACUGGACGGUGAGACCACAGACCUGCAGGACCAGAUCGCCGAGCUCCAGGCGCAGAUUGACGAGCUCAAGAUCCAGGUGGCCAAGAAGGAGGAGGAGCUGCAGGGCGCCCUGGCCAGGGGUGACGACGAGACACUGCACAAGAACAACGCGCUUAAAGUCGUGCGAGAGCUGCAAGCCCAGCUUGCUGAGCUGCAGGAAGACUUUGAAUCCGAGAAGGCUUCGCGGAACAAGGCAGAAAAGCAGAAGAGGGACUUGAGUGAGGAGCUGGAAGCUCUGAAGACAGAGCUUGAGGACACGCUGGACACCACGGCAGCUCAGCAGGAACUGCGCACCAAACGUGAACAAGAAGUGGCAGAGCUGAAGAAAGCUCUCGAGGAGGAAACGAAGAACCACGAGGCUCAGAUCCAGGACAUGAGGCAGAGACACGCGACCGCCCUGGAGGAGCUGUCGGAGCAGCUAGAGCAGGCGAAGAGGUUCAAGGCAAAUCUGGAGAAGAACAAGCAGGGCCUGGAGACGGACAACAAGGAGCUGGCGUGCGAGGUGAAAGUGCUGCAGCAGGUCAAGGCCGAGUCUGAGCACAAGAGGAAGAAGCUGGACGCCCAGGUCCAGGAGCUCCACGCCAAGGUCUCGGAAGGAGACAGACUCAGGGUGGAACUGGCCGAGAAAGCGAAUAAGUUACAGAAUGAAUUGGAUAAUGUCUCAACUCUUCUAGAAGAAGCAGAGAAAAAGGGUAUUAAGUUUGCCAAGGACGCAGCUGGUCUUGAGUCUCAACUCCAGGACACACAGGAGCUUCUUCAGGAAGAGACACGCCAAAAACUGAACCUGAGCAGUCGGAUCCGGCAGCUGGAGGAGGAAAAGAACAGCCUCCAGGAGCAGCAGGAGGAGGAGGAAGAGGCCAGGAAGAACCUGGAAAAGCAGGUGCUGGCCCUGCAGGCCCAGUUGACAGAUACCAAGAAGAAAGUAGAUGAUGACCUGGGGACAAUUGAAAGUUUGGAAGAAGCCAAGAAGAAGCUCCUUAAAGACGUGGAAGCACUGAGCCAGCGCCUGGAGGAGAAGGCCCUGGCCUACGACAAGCUGGAGAAGACCAAGAACCGCCUGCAGCAGGAGCUUGAUGACCUGCUGGUGGACCUGGACCACCAGCGCCAGAUCGUCUCCAACUUGGAGAAGAAGCAGAAGAAGUUCGAUCAGCUGUUAGCAGAAGAGAAGAACAUCUCUGCCCGCUACGCGGAAGAGCGAGACCGGGCCGAAGCAGAGGCCAGAGAGAAGGAAACCAAAGCCCUGUCCCUGGCCCGUGCCCUUGAGGAGGCCCUGGAGGCCAAGGAAGAGUCUGAGCGGCAGAACAAGCAGCUGCGGGCAGACAUGGAGGACCUGAUGAGCUCCAAGGACGACGUGGGCAAGAACGUUCAUGAACUUGAAAAAUCCAAACGGGCCCUAGAGCAGCAGGUGGAGGAAAUGAGGACCCAGCUAGAAGAGCUAGAAGAUGAGCUUCAGGCUACAGAAGACGCCAAGCUUCGCCUGGAGGUCAACAUGCAGGCCAUGAAGGCCCAGUUCGAGAGGGACUUGCAGACCAGAGAUGAGCAGAACGAGGAAAAGAAGCGGCUACUCAUUAAACAGGUGCGGGAGCUGGAGGCUGAGCUGGAGGAUGAGCGGAAACAGCGGGCCCUUGCUGUGGCUUCAAAGAAGAAAAUGGAAAUAGACCUGAAGGACCUGGAAGCUCAAAUCGAGGCUGCAAACAAAGCUAGGGAUGAAGUGAUCAAGCAGCUCCGCAAACUUCAGGCUCAGAUGAAGGACUACCAACGUGAAUUAGAAGAAGCUCGUGCAUCCCGGGAUGAGAUUUUUGCUCAGUCCAAAGAGAGUGAAAAGAAACUGAAGAGUCUGGAAGCAGAAAUCCUUCAACUGCAGGAGGAACUUGCCUCAUCUGAGCGAGCCCGCCGACACGCCGAGCAGGAGAGAGAUGAGCUGGCGGAUGAGAUCGCCAACAGCGCCUCUGGCAAGUCUGCGCUGCUGGAUGAGAAGCGGCGUCUGGAGGCACGGAUAGCACAGCUGGAGGAGGAGCUUGAAGAGGAGCAGAGCAACAUGGAGUUGCUCAACGACCGCUUCCGCAAGACCACGCUGCAGGUGGGCACGCAGCGGCCGCCCCAGGGAGGGCCGCGCCGUCCCCGCACGACUGACCCAUCUCCUCUCCAGGUGGACACGCUGAACGCAGAGCUGGCGGCCGAGCGCAGCGCCGCCCAGAAGAGCGACAACGCGCGCCAGCAGCUGGAGCGGCAGAACAAGGAGCUGAAGGCCAAGCUGCAGGAGCUGGAGGGUGCUGUCAAGUCCAAGUUCAAGGCCACCAUCUCAGCCCUGGAAGCCAAGAUUGGGCAGUUGGAGGAGCAGCUUGAGCAGGAGGCCAAGGAAAGAGCAGCCGCCAACAAACUAGUCCGUCGCACCGAGAAGAAGCUGAAGGAAAUCUUCAUGCAGGUCGAGGAUGAACGCCGCCACGCCGACCAGUAUAAAGAACAGAUGGAGAAGGCCAACGCCAGGAUGAAGCAGCUCAAACGGCAGCUGGAGGAAGCAGAGGAAGAAGCCACACGUGCCAACGCGUCUCGGCGCAAACUCCAGCGGGAACUGGAUGACGCCACCGAGGCCAACGAGGGCCUGAGCCGCGAGGUCAGCACGCUGAAGAACCGGCUGAGGCGAGGAGGCCCGAUCAGCUUCUCCGCCAGCCGAUCUGGCCGGCGCCAGCUGCACAUCGAGGGCGCUUCCCUGGAGCUGUCGGAUGACGACACAGAAAGUAAGACCAGUGAUGUCAAUGAGACGCAGCCGCCCCAGUCUGAGUAGAUCCGAGGAAGCCGGCGGAGGCGAUACCGAGGGACAGGCAGGAAGCCCCCCAGCGCCCCGGCCUCGGGGGCCCCCUGCAGAUCUGGGGGACCGGCGAACCGCACGACUCCUGAGAGAUUAACUGUGUCUUAAGGACUUGCAGCCUACACGACUGUCUCCUGCUUCAGAUUUAGGUACAAUUGCUCCCCUUUUUAUAUAUAUAUAUACACAAGACCUACACAUACUAAACAGAUCGUCUCAUGAUUGCGUCUAUUUUCCAUAUAUCCAUCAAGAGACCGUUUUAUAAUACAUGUUAAGAAGAGACCCCUUUUUCGAACAAACUCUAGACCCCGUUGCCGGUCGCUGGGGCAGCCCCGGGGUUGCUGCCCAGUCGCUCUGCAUGCUCUGUCUUACGGACAGCUACCUUAACCUUAGUUCUGUGUUCAUGUGGCCCCUGCCUCCUCAGCCACGUCAAGUCUCUUAGAACGUUGUGGAACCUAAACUGCACUUGUAGCUCUCAUUUCCUUCAAAAUAAUGAUCAACACUAUUUCAGUGAGCAAACUGUGAAAGGGGCUUUGGAGAGAUUAGGAGGGGUGGGUUGGAUGUGGGGAAGCGGCGUCCGUGUGGGGUGGCCAUGCCUACCUCCCUCGAGUCGUGGUGUGCCCCCUCUCUUCACGUGAACUGUCCUCGGCCCGGUCUGUGCAUAGGAAGAACAGCGGCCACCACCCAGCUGAGGCCCUGGGGGCAGCCAUCACAGUGACUGCAGGAGGGCCUCCGGAGGCCCCGGCUUCCCCCGUGUGCUCCUCGCUUCUGGAGCGAGCAGCUGCAGGCCCCGGAGCAGAAGCUCGGGCGAUACCCUCCCUCGCCAGCCAGGCUCUCAUGCUGACCUUGCAAAUUCAGCCGCUGCUUUGAGCCCAAAAUGGGAAUAUUGGUUUUGUGUCCGAGACUUGUUCCAAGUUUGUUGAUGAGGUUGACAGAACCUCGAGAACAGAUGCCACCUGCCUGAAUGUUGACAUGCCAGUGGAUGUGACUCCUUUUUGAUUUCUCCUUUCCCCUCCCCCUUGGGACAGUGUUACAGUGAACAUUUAGCAUUCUGUUUUUGGUUGCUAGUUAAUCAAACUGACAUUACAGAAAGUGCCUUAGACACUACAGUACUAAGACAAUGUUAAAUAUAUUAUUUGCCUCUGUAACAAUCUAAUGUAUUAAGUUUUGACUGUGCUUCAUAUAUCAUGUACCUCUCUAGUCAAAGUGGUAUUAUAAACAUUCAGUGACAAUGAAUCAGUGUUAAUUAUAAAUCCUUGAUCCUCUGCAACAUGCUUGAAAACACAAACCUUUUGGGUUAAAAGCUUUAACAUCUGUUAGGAAGAAUUUGUCAUGUGGGUUUGGAAUCUUUGAUUUUCCCCCUUUAUGAAUUGUACUGGCUGUUGACCACCAGACACCUGACUGCAAAUAUCUUUUCUUGUAUUCCCAUAUUUCUAGACAAUGAUUUUUGUAAGACAAUAAAUUUAUUCAUUAUAGAUA
Molecule: messenger RNA, 7950 nt
Organism: Globicephala melas (long-finned pilot whale)
Lineage: Eukaryota; Metazoa; Chordata; Mammalia; Artiodactyla; Delphinidae
Gene: MYH10
Product: myosin heavy chain 10
Biological process (GO): actomyosin structure organization; mitotic cytokinesis; regulation of cell shape
Cellular component (GO): myosin filament; cytoplasm; myosin II complex
Molecular function (GO): actin filament binding; microfilament motor activity; ATP binding
Source: RefSeq, a predicted model, not a curated record